Molecule: messenger RNA, 6384 nt
Organism: Diceros bicornis minor
Lineage: Eukaryota; Metazoa; Chordata; Mammalia; Perissodactyla; Rhinocerotidae
Gene: EYA3
Product: EYA transcriptional coactivator and phosphatase 3
Exons: 19
Coding region: 1050-2771 (573 amino acids)
Biological process (GO): cell differentiation; negative regulation of extrinsic apoptotic signaling pathway in absence of ligand; positive regulation of DNA repair
Cellular component (GO): nucleus
Molecular function (GO): protein tyrosine phosphatase activity
Source: RefSeq, a predicted model, not a curated record
UGAGACUUAAGUUUCUCUUGAAUUUCUUAAGUUUCUCUGGAGGCUUUUAGUCAUCUCUAAAAUGAAGGGAUUGGAUUUAAUAAUGGUUAGUGUCCCCUUUCCCAAAUUUUGUGAUCUGAGGUAUAUUUUGAGACACAGGGUUGGAUAAUUUUUAUCUUUGUUUUUCCAAUGUUUAUGGUGUAUGUCUAGCAUUUGACUGCAAAUGUUUUUGUGUGAUCAGUUCCUGUACUCAUAUAAAUUGUGCUCUAAAAUUUAGUACUUCAUUGAACAGAAUAAAUACAGCUUUUAGCAUCUGCUUCUCUUUUGACUAAUGAGUUAUAGAAAAGUCUCCCUCAUUAUAUGAUAAAUAUACAUAUGUGAGCAUAGCAUAGACCUUGGCUUAUUCCAAAACUGAGCUGCUCCCUUCAGCUAUUUUUAGCAAAGGACUUCGGAGCUUGGCCAUAUUAGUCCUAGAAGCCACAGAGAAGGACCCUUCUGGUUGGCUUUCAGGACUUAUCUGACUGCUGAGGGAAGCCCUUUUGAAAGCUUCUUACCAUACCUCCUCCCCAGCACCUACACUGGACAUUCGAGCUUCUGUUCAGCCUGGCCUCAUCAUUUCUUAUCCUUAAAAGCUAACCGCAAUGAGUAUGGGCUGACUCUCUCUGUUUCCUUACCUCCAAGUUUGUGGACUUUUUUUUUUUUUAGCCGUGGGAACUUCAUAGAUAGACCUAUAUUUGGAUUGAUGCAAGGCCCUCUUUCAACUUUUUUCAUUUCUGAACUUGUUAUUUCUUGAGCAUGUCUAAGUCUAAACCUAUGUAGAUUUCUACAGUUUACAGCUGGAGAGAACCAUCGAGUUCAUACUUACCCCUUCAUUUUACAAAUAAUGAAAUCAGGACUUAAAGAAUUGGUGAUGAUUUUUCCAAGGUCACUUUUUACAAGUGAAGAAGUCCUGUACAUGCACUCAGUUUGAAGAUCAGGACAGGAAAAGCAGGGUCUGAGAAGACUGUGAAGACUGCUGAGAGACACUUGCAAUCCAGUCACAUAAGCAUAAUACAGAAAUAUUAGUCCUCAUGGAAGAAGAGCAAGAUUUACCAGAGCAACCAGUGAAAAAAGCCAAGAUGCAAGAGUCAGGAGAGCAAACUUUAAGUCAAGUAAGCAACCCUGAAGUCAGUGAUCAGAAACCUGAAACUUCAAGCCUUGCAUCAAACCUUACCAUGUCAGAGGAAAUUAUGACAUGCACCGAUUACAUCCCUCGCGCAUCCAAUGAUUAUACCUCACAAAUGUAUUCUGCAAAACCUUAUGCACAUAUCCUCUCAGUUCCUGUUUCGGAAACUGCUUACCCUGGACAGACUCAGUACCAGACGCUACAGCAGUCUCAACCCUAUGCUGUCUACCCUCAGGCAACCCAAACAUAUGGACUACCUCCUUUUGGUGCAUUGUGGCCAGGUAUGAAAUCUGAAAGUGGUUUAAUUCAGACUCCAUCUCCAAGUCAACACAGUGUUCUUACCUGCACUACAGGGUUAACCACAAGCCAGCCAAGCCCAGCACAUUAUUCUUAUCCCAUUCAAGCUUCAAGCACAAAUGCCAGCCUGAUAUCCACUUCAUCUACAAUUGCCAAUAUUCCAACAGCAGCAGUUUCCAGCAUCUCAAACCAGGACUAUCCCACCUAUACUAUCCUUGGUCAGAGUCAGUACCAGGCCUGCUACCCCAGUUCCAGCUUUGGAGUCACAGGCCAGACUAACAGCGAUGCUGAGAGUACCACAUUAGCAGCAGCCACAUACCAGACGGAGAAGCCUAGUGUCAUGGUACCUGCGCCUGCAGCACAGAGACUUUCCUCUGGAGACCCUUCUACAAGCCCAUCUUUGUCCCAGACUACACCAAGUAAAGAUGCUGAUGACCAGUCCAGGAAAAACAUGACCGGCAAGAACCGGGGCAAGAGGAAAGCUGAUGCCAGUUCUUCCCAGGACAGUGAAUUGGAACGAGUAUUUCUGUGGGACUUGGAUGAAACCAUCAUCAUCUUCCACUCCCUUCUUACUGGAUCCUAUGCCCAGAAGUAUGGAAAGGACCCAACAGUAGUGAUUGGCUCAGGUUUAACAAUGGAAGAAAUGAUUUUUGAAGUGGCUGAUACACAUCUAUUUUUCAAUGACUUAGAGGAGUGUGACCAGGUGCACGUGGAAGACGUGGCUUCUGAUGACAACGGUCAAGACUUGAGCAACUACAGUUUCUCAACAGAUGGUUUCAGUGGCUCAGGAGGCAGUGGCAGCCAUGGUUCCUCCGUGGGUGUCCAGGGAGGUGUGGACUGGAUGAGGAAACUGGCUUUCCGCUACCGAAAAGUGAGAGAAAUCUAUGAUAAGCACAAAAGCAACGUGGGUGGCCUCCUCAGUCCCCAGAGAAAGGAAGCACUGCAAAGACUAAGAGCAGAAAUUGAAGUUUUAACAGAUUCCUGGUUAGGAACUGCAUUAAAGUCCUUACUUCUCAUCCAGUCCAGAAAAAAUUGUGUGAAUGUUCUGAUCACUACAACCCAGCUGGUUCCAGCUCUGGCCAAGGUUCUCCUAUAUGGGCUAGGAGAAAUAUUCCCCAUUGAAAACAUCUAUAGUGCUACCAAGAUUGGUAAGGAGAGCUGCUUUGAGAGAAUUGUGUCAAGGUUUGGUAAGAAAGUCACAUACGUAGUGAUUGGAGAUGGACGAGAUGAAGAAAUUGCAGCCAAACAGCACAACAUGCCUUUCUGGAGAAUCACAAACCAUGGAGACCUAGUGUCCCUCCACCAGGCUUUGGAGCUUGAUUUUCUCUAAGAACUGGAAUGAAGAGCCUUCCCCAUGAGCUCCUUUUCACUCCUGAAGGGAGCUAGAGACCGGAACCAACUGGGAAAUCUCUCUCUCUCUUUCUGCGUGGAAUGCUGGCGAGAACACAGUCAGAACCAACAGCCGCAAGGGACGAAGCUUAUUUUUGCUAAGAGUAAACAGCAGCCCGUGUUCAUCCUUGUACAGAAGCAGGAGACAUUUGGAUUGAGAGAGAACAAUUGACUCACCACAGCUACAGUGCUUUUAAUUCUUCUGGUUUUUGUUUUGUUUUAUUUUGUUUCAAAAAAUGAAGAAAAAGAAAAGGAAAAUCUCGGGGCAGAGUUGCACUCGUAGUCCAUGACCAGAUUGAGAACUGCUAUUAACUUGUGGUGAUAGGAUGAACGUGGCAGACUUUUAUAAUAACAUCUCUUGCAGUCUUUAUAAUCUCCUUAGCUGUAGAACAUAUUCCCAGUGAAUGUAUAUGUUAUUUUUAUAGGCAAGGGUCUGGUCUCUGAAGCAGGUUUUCCCUCCUUUCUUUUUCUAGCAAGAAAGGGGUAUGUAAAGUUUCCUUGGAAAAUAGUAAUUAAAAUAUCUAAAAUACCUCUCUGUGACAGUAGCACCUCUUUAGCUGCUCCAGCGGUCUGCUCUCUAGGAUGGUUUUCUUCCAUUCUUCCAUCUCCUAGUUUGCGGAACUGUGGGGCACUGGACACUGAUUAACUUUAGACUUUGAUAUUUCCCAUCUUGGAAGCCUCAGUCCCCUUUCCAGUUGCUCUUCCCCUUUUACCAAAUGGCACAACCCUGGAAACUCCUCCUCUUAGACAGUAAAUUCUAAGCAUUCAGCUUGACUCUUUCAUUCAAAGACUGUGUCCCAGGGGGCUUACCUCCAAACUGGAGAGAAGGGACUAAGGCUUCUUACGAAUUUCUGCUUCUUUGGCUCUUGAAACAAGAUUUCACCUUUUCCUCCUGCGGAUGCUCACCCCUACAGCCUUCUCAUCCUUCUUAGUCAUCAGUGCUGGGCUUUUGCCCCUUUCCUGCCCUCUGUACCUCACAUCACCUCCAUACAGCUCUGGCCAAACCCUGGGCUUUGGACCCAAGAAUUUAAAUCAAGUCUAAGAACAGGCGUAUAACUACAUUUUGGCCAAAACUACCAAAGUGUUUGACUUCCUUUGAAGCCUUUAAGGCCUAUGAAGGGUAUUCUGGGCAUAUAUUUACCCAGAUCUCUGUCUGAAACUGAAGAGGAGAUUGUUGUGAUCAAAAUCCAAUUUUCCCAUGGAACACUCUUCCCACUUUUCAAAUUCCAAUCUAAAAUGGGAAACUAAAGGGCCAGAAAGACUUUCCUGAUUUAAAUGAGAGUGCUGGCUCCCCUACUCCAUGCCUGAAAACUUAAUCCUGGGCCAAAUGCAGGAUCUCUCUCAGCCUGACUUCUGAGAAGAUUGGCAGGUGCCAGGCACUAGUCCCAGCCUUACAGCCCAGCUAUGUUUGUGGAUGCUCCAUCCUUCCAAGACCUACCUGGGCGUCUGCUUGAGCAGGAUAAAAUUCCUUAGAGCUGAGGAAGUUCAGCCUCUCCCAGGCUGCACAGAGAGAGGUGAUUAUAUAGGCACCUCAGAGAAAUGCAGUCUGGGUCUUCAGUAGGAGGCAUCACUUGACCAGCCCCAGCUAUAAUUGCUUGUCCCCAGAGAUUUUGCAUAUCCAUUUCCAGAGAUGUUGCAGCACAGAGGCCAAACUCCUUCCAACGCCAGGUCACCCAGAUAGCAGCAGAGAAAGGCUGGUAUACACAUUCCUUCAGACCUGAUUGAGAAAGUGCUUCAUGACUCACAAUUUUAGGGAAGAGGUUUGUGGGGAGGAGCUGAAGUCAGUGCUCAUUACUUAGCCGCCUUUUUGGCCUCGUUUCCAUUGAUGGGGUGGGGGAGGGGACGGGGUUAUGUAGUCAGAUGCCAACCUUCCCUGGUCUGUGUUCAGCAUAGUUGCCCAGUUGCUGCUCUGCCUUGCUUGAUAAUUGAUCUUAGAAAGCUCUAGGAUGGGUCUUUUCUUCUAGGCCCCAAGCCCUCUCGGUGCUGGCAGUAUAGCUGUUGGUUUCUUGCCCUGGAUGUAAGUGACCCUGUUGGUGCUGUGCUUCAGGCUUGUGAGGCUGUGGAGUGGUACCCCCAUCGUGCACACAGGUCCACACACAAACACUUCUCUCUCCCUGCCCUUUGGGAGAAGCUCUUUAUUCCCAGAAUAUGACUUGGACUCUUUUUCUCAAAAUGGCCUUUUUCCCUCCUGCCCCGAGUGCCCAGCUUAAGUCUUUGCAAAAGGAACUUGAAAUUGGCUAAGAGAGGUGAGGAAGCUUUCUGAGCAGAGCAGCCUCUGCUCUUUUCUGGUUGUUGCUGCCCUCGUUUAGAGGGCAGACAGAAAAUGGGAGCUUCCUGGCUCCUCUUUCUAAAAUGAAUUGUCCAGAGAACAUAGUGCUCUUCUUUGAUCCUAUUUUCCUCCCCAGCACAAAGAUCUGGAAAGGAAAAUAAGUGGGUAGCACCGAGAGCUCUUGGAAGCUGAGAGCCAAAGGAUACUGUGCAUCCUUUCAUCAAGGGGGCAGGUCUCUUUACUAGAAAGAGUUCCUAAUUAGCCACAUGAUGAAUCUUUCCCCCAGCUGGGCACUGUGGGUUCCAUAAGAUGGGUCUGCACAUUUCAUGGUGAGAGCUGUCUCUAGCAGAGGAUCUGGAAUUGUCAGGUGUGUCCUGGAUUUAAGAGGUGACUUGACUUUCGAAUGUAAAAUUGACUGUGCCUUAGCAUCACCCUGUCCAGUGCCCCUGGGGCAGCUGGUGGUGUCCAGGAGAAUGAAUGCCUGCUCCAGAUUUAGAUGCCUAUUUGGGCUUUUAUUUGGUUUGGGGUGUUCCUGUCUUCUGCUCUGCAAGUUGUGGGGCAAAGCUAGUGUCCCAGGAGACCUCUGCCACAGCUUGUUCGCAGUUUACACAAACUCAGCUUUAAAGCUCCCAGUGAAUCUGAUUGGUGAACUCCACCUGCACCAUAUGGAGCUUCUAGAUAUGAAUACCUUGAAUGGGUGUCAGUGCCACUGAACCACAGGGAAGAGGAAUAUAGGGGCAGAGCCACAUUCUUCCUUUUCCUGAGAGCAAUGGUCUAAGACAAAGGGUGAUCAGCUUGGGGGCUUCCUCUCCUUGCUCCUGCAGAAAGGGGCAGUUAGGGCCCCUCUUAAGCAAGCUUCUGUUUUUUUACCACUAAAUUGAUUUUCAUCCAAAAGUUGGAACUCCCCAGAUAUUCAUCCUACAGAAGCCAAAUCUGAAUUCUGAGAUUCUAAAAUAUUUUAAACCACAAGAGAAAAUCUAGUUCUGUCCCAUCCCGCAUCAGCAGGCCCUCUGUCCCUGCCUCUCCUCUUGUCAGACAGCUCUAGCAAGCGAGGCUCCUUGGCUGCUUCCUAAUGCACUGACAGGAGCCAUCCCAUUAAGGACGACUUCUACUCAAAACAUGACCCUCUGGACUUCAGAUGCCUCAUGUAGCAAGAAAAGGCAUUAUUGGUUGGAUAUAUUUAUGUGACUGCGGGCAUUCGUGGCUGUAGACUCCUUGACCAUAAUGUUAUAUGUAAUGGGAACUAUCUUAUAAACUUGAAAAAAUAAAAUUUUUAUUUUCUAUA